Messenger RNA from Neoarius graeffei (lesser salmon catfish), 1499 nucleotides. It is a transcript of the gene aqp8a.1, whose product is annotated as aquaporin 8a, tandem duplicate 1. The record is from RefSeq and is a predicted model, not a curated record. Gene Ontology annotation, biological process: transmembrane transport; water transport. Gene Ontology annotation, cellular component: plasma membrane. Gene Ontology annotation, molecular function: water channel activity. The transcript is spliced from 5 exons. Lineage: Eukaryota; Metazoa; Chordata; Actinopteri; Siluriformes; Ariidae. The coding region runs from base 539 to 1318 and encodes 259 amino acids.
UCCUGUCUUGACAAUUGUCUCACAAGUAGAGAUUUUGGACAAAUGGGGGAUUUGCAGUGGACGCUGGACCCUGAUAUCGUGAGACUUUCCCUUGUGUUUGAGUGGGUAUUUCAGGGGAAACAUUAACCCAGAGUGACCUUGUGCAGCAUACAGGUCAGAUCAGUGUAUCAUACUGUAUCGUUCUGCUGCUUUUUUUUUUUCUGGUGAAAGGUGUUAAUCAUUUGUUUUUAAAUUGUGUUUAAAAGAUUAUCUGUGUGAUUGAUUGGGUGCCAAAUAAUGCAUCUAUGAACUGACGUGGACAGCACCUGUCACGAGCAUGCUCUUAUAAUUACAUUUUUAUUGUCGCAGAUAAGAUAGUCAUAGAUUAGCAGUACCCAUCUCUAAUCUUGUAGACAUCACCCCAGACUCUUUAUUGCCCUGCACAAAUGGGUGAGAGGAGGAAGGAGGGGGGCUGCCUGGUCCUCCCUCCCUCACAUGCACCUUUAUCAGCAUGAGCUUGGAGGACAUGUGGACAGUGUGUUUGUGACUGUAGAGAAGCAUGACGGAUUCCAAGUGUGAGGUCUUCACUGUGGUCAGUGCAGAGACUGUCCAAUGUCAGAAAGAGCAGGCCGCCCCCAUGGGCUUCUUCGAGCGCUAUGUGCAGCCCUGCCUGGCUGAACUCAUCGGCUCCACUCUCUUCAUAUUUGUAGGCUGCACCUCAGUCAUCGGCAACGUAGGAAUCACAGGGAGUGUUCAGCCUGCACUGGCACAUGGACUGGCCCUGGCUAUCGUUAUUGGAGUGUUUGGAGAGAUCAGUGGGGGUCACUUUAAUCCAGCUGUGUCGGUGUGCGUGUUCCUUGUUGGAGGAAUGGAGCUGAUCCUUCUCAUUCCAUAUGUACUUGUUCAAAUGCUUGGAGGAAUGAUCGGAGCUGGUCUUGCCAAAGCCAUCUCCCCACCCAUUGAGUUCAGUAAUGCAUCUGGAGCUGCGUUCACUGCUGUCAGUAGUAACGCUGAUGUGGGAGUUGCUACUGUGGCUGAAAUUGUGAUGACACUCUUCCUGACUAUGGUGGUCAGUAUGGGGGCUGUGAAUGAGAGGACACGUUGCCUGUUUGUUCCCUUCCUCAUCGGCCUUACAGUGACGGCGAACAUCCUGGCUGGGGGUAUGGUCUCUGGGGCGUGCAUGAAUCCAGCUCGAGCUUUUGGACCAGCAGUGGUGGCUAAUCACUGGGCCUUCCACUGGGUAUACUGGAUUGGACCAAUGGCUGGUGCUUUGCUCUCUGCCACCAUUAUCAGGUUAUUGAUUGGUGAUAAGAAGAUACGUGUUGUAUUUAAACGAUAAAGCUGCAAUUUUCGAGUGUCAUUCAUGACCUACUUUUAACUAAGUAGCCAUUUAAUGAUGCUAUGUAGAAAGUGUCUCACUAAUUUUUAAUCUUGUUUGCCUUUUUGUUUCUUCAUUAUUUUUGAAAGACACUGAGUGUAACAAACAACUGUAUAAAGCUGUAUUAUUAUUAUUUCUUUCA